Molecule: messenger RNA, 1476 nt
Organism: Daldinia caldariorum
Lineage: Eukaryota; Fungi; Ascomycota; Sordariomycetes; Xylariales; Hypoxylaceae
Exons: 3
Coding region: 537-1469 (310 amino acids)
Molecular function (GO): protein binding
Source: RefSeq, a predicted model, not a curated record
CGGGGAAGAAACUCCAGGCCAAGUUCGCAAGGGUACGCGGUUGCGCAUAAUCCUUAGACAAUUUAUGAUAGCGCGCGAAAAAUCAUCAAUCACGACGUUAUUUUUGCGAUCAUCCGAAAAAGUACCUAGAACCUAACCAAACCUUUGGACGUUUUAUUCGACAUUUCCCAUUUGUUCGCCCUCUUUCAACGACAACACAUCCUACUCAACUCUUUCCUCCCACUCUUGUCACUCCUUUAUAGAUAAAUGAAUCUAGCCUACAUCUCGCCAAGCUUGGGGUCCUAACAACCGACCAUUGAACGAUUAACUCAAAGCAUAAAUCAACCAAUCAUCUAAUUUUCGGUCUCCGCAACCGUUUCCAAGCACAGCCACGUUCAAGCUGCGCGAGAUCGACAAAGUCCACGACACGACCCGACUCGACUCGAUCACACUUGCGUAUCCCCUUUGCGCCGCACGAUUAAAUAACCAAUUACGGGUUACCAGGUUUUGAAUAUUGAUUGCUCGGCUGAAGCUCAAAAAUCUUUUCCUCUUUCCUUAUGCCCUCGUACGGCUCUCUACAUUCUCCUUCGCUGCGCAAAAUGGAAAAUUCUAGGGCGAGUUAUGGCCGAAGGGCCUUGAAUAUGUCCAAUGUAAUCGGUGAUCCGUUUGCACUGGCAACGAUUUCUAUCGCCUUACUCGCAUGGGUAAUCUCCUUCGUCAGUUCCAUUAUUGGUCAAAUGCAUGCAACCGUUCUUCGCCCUUUCCCGGGGUAUACGUGGUUUGCACUCGUCUUCAUGUUAGCCUUGACAGGCGGUAUUUUCGUCGUCAUAGCAUCGGAUUCAAUCCAGACAUACCACGUUGCGAUCGUCGGCUACAUAGCCGUUGGCCUUGUCUCCACAACUUCAUCCGUUACUUCUCUAAUAUAUUCUUCUGAAGGAUCAAGGGAAGCUGCUGCUGCGGGUUUCAUUCUACUCUCCAUGGUCAAUAUUGUGUGGCUUUUCUAUUUUGGCUCUGCGCCCUCUGCCGUACCUCGUGCCUACAUCGAUUCCUUUGCUCUGGCUAAGGAGUCACCGAUGAGCCGACAAACCAUGAACGGGGGUUAUGGUGGUCGCCCCGAGACAUCUACGUCUGUCCAACCGCCGCAGAUGUACACAUCUGCCCAGCUCAACGGAUUUGAAAACCCGUCUCCGGUCGGCGGAUUCAAUGGCAAUGCCACACGCAAUUCUGUUGGCGCUUCUGGCUUCCCUGGUGGCAUUAAUAAAACACCGUCGCCGGCGCAGAACGAGCCAGAGAUUACCGCUCCAACGGAGUACCCGUACCGUGCGAAGGCUAUCUACAGCUACGAAGCUAACCCCGACGACGCUAAUGAGAUUUCCUUUUCGAAACAUGAAAUACUUGAAGUCAGCGAUGUAAGCGGGCGAUGGUGGCAAGCCAAGAAAGAAAACGGCGAGACAGGCAUAGCACCCAGCAACUAUCUCAUAUUAUUAUGAGAACACU